Molecule: messenger RNA, 21512 nt
Organism: Podarcis lilfordi (Lilford's wall lizard)
Lineage: Eukaryota; Metazoa; Chordata; Lepidosauria; Squamata; Lacertidae
Source: the annotation of a GenBank genome assembly
AUGCCUAGGAAAACAGGGCUGCUGGGGCAGAGGGAAUUUCAGCCGCCGCUGCUGGUGGUUUUGCAUGGUGAGGAUUGGAGGGGAGGCAGCUGAAACACCCUCUUCAACACAGUUUAGAAGAGCCAGGGGAGCCUUAUUCCACCUUGCAUGUUCUCACGAUGACUUCAGCCUGUUUUAGUGCUUCUCACACACACAUGAACCAUAUUAAAGCAAAAUUCCCUGCAUGUAGAAACAUAGUGCGCCAAGGCAAAGGGGUCAUCAGACCUCUUGCCCCUGAGGUGCUGGCUUUCUUCAUGCAGGGGGUUUUGUUUUGAUUUUUUAUGGGACAGGAGAGAUUCAUGUGACCCCUCCCCCUGCAAUAAAACCAUCAUGCACAGUGGCAUUUUGAAGUGGUCUGUGUUUGCGGUGAUUAUAGACUGAAUCUGAUUUUUAGAGAGGGUUGUGUUGUUUCUGAUCCAGAUACACAAUAUUGCUUCUCGGUACCAAUGGGUUCCUGGGGCUACACAGUUUUGCAAAGUUGGCUUCUUGCAAUCAGAAUGGAGUUGGGGUGCCCUGGACUGACUUUUCCCAUGUUCCCCAAGCGAGUUCCCAGAGCACCCAAGAGGGGAAAGGUGCAAUUCGAAUAUGCCUCCUGCCCCAUUCAUUGGAAGCAGUGCCUGCCAACUCCUCAAGCUUCCUGGUUCAGCCCUUCCUCUGUCUCUAAGAAAUGCUCAUGUAGCCUGAAAAGCUAAUAAAUUAUCUUUGAACACUGGCUAUAUUUUCAUCAGCACUUCUUCACACAACGAACUUGCAGAACUCCCUGCCACAAGAAGUGGCAAUGAUCAAAACUACCUCAGAUGGCUUUUAAAGAAGCGUUAGGUAUGUUAGCAGAGGAGGAUAAGCCUAUUGAUGAUGAUAAAACAUGAGAUCAAAAUGGAACUGCCAUGUUGGGAAGCAGUCUAUCUCUGAAUAGCAGGUGGUAAGGACAAACAACAGUUAAUGCCCAUCAUCUUCAUAACACUAAGGUACAGUGCGAGGGCCUUCUGGCAGUUCCCUCACUGUGAGAAGUGAAGUUACAGGGGACCAGGCAGAGGGCCUUCUUGGUAGUGGCACCCGCCCUGUGGAAAGCCCUCCCAUCAGAUGUCAAGGAAAUAAACAACUGACUUUUAGAAGACAUCUGAAGGCAGUCCUGUUUAGGGAAGUUUUUAAUGUUGGAUGUUUCAUUCAUUUAAUAUUUUGUUGGAAGCUGCCUAGAGUGGUUGGGGAAGUAUAUUAUUAUUAUUAUUAUUAUUAUUUAUUUGCAUAACCUGUGUAAGCUUCCCAACAGCAUCUGCCUGGCCACAGCUGGAAACAGGAUAUUAGGAUAGAUGGAUUAUUGGUCUGAUCUGCCAAGUUAAUGUUAAUAAAACAAUGAGAUAUACAUAUGGAAUAAUUACUGCAGGGUGGUGAUUCGUGACAUUGCAAGACUGGGGUCACCAAGCAUUAUAGAGCCAUGAGCAGAUUUCGAUUUCUGAGCAUGUUGCCGUGGGCACAAUCCCUUUCGGGCACUUCUCUCCCUCCCCAGAUCAGCCCUCUCCCAAAAGACAAAAAAAGUGUGCGCUCUCAAACUUUUGCUUUUCUAAGUGAUCUGGUUGAAAUGUGGAUCCAGUAGAUGUGGAUCUGAGUCUCGGAGAGCACAUGGCACUCAAAGAGGGCAUGGCAUAGAACCCCUGACCAUUAGGUCCAGUCGUGGCCGACUCUGGGGUUGCGGCACUCAUCUCGCUUUAUUGGCCAAGGGAGCCGGCGUACAGCUUCCGGGUCAUGUGGCCAGCAUGACUAAGCCGCUUCUGGCAAACCAGAGCAGCACACAGAAACGCUGUUUACCUUCCCGCCAGAGCGGUACCUAUUUAUCUACUUGCACUUUGACAUGCUUUCGAACUGCUAGGUUGACAGGAGCAGGAGCUCACCCCGUCGCGAGGAUUCAAACCGCCAACCUUCUGAUCGGCAAGUCGGAGGCUCUGUGGUUUAACCCACAGCGCCACUCGCGUCCCCCUAUCCCCCAAUGGACAGGCACAAAUUCUCUGGUCAUAUGGGACUUUUGUAAAGGACCCUUCCAAGACCGGCGAGGGCAGAGCUGAGCUUCUGGCAAGUGUAAAAGCCCUUCUUGCAUUUUUGGAUACAAGAAAAAAAGAGAUAUGCUGCUGGUGCAGCUAUAUCUCUAUCGGUUUCUACAAUUUUGUAGUCGGGGCACCUUAAGCAGUCCUGUUGUCUCUCGGUGUCUAUAAUUCUUUGCUUAACCAUUGCUUAACUGUUGUCUCUUGGUGUCUAUAAUUCUUUGCUUAACCGUUGCUUCAGAAAACCCAAUUUCUGAAGAGUGUUAUGGAUGCUGAGAUUCCUGCACUUGAUCUUAGCCAAAAGGCCGAGAAGCAACUUAUGGUAAAACUAACGAGUGAUAGAAAAAUGGUGGAAUGAUUUUUUAUUUUUUAUUUUUUAGGGGCUUAGCAGAAAUGUUAUAAGGAGUUAAGCAUAUAUAAGUAUUUUAGUUUUAAUGGAAAAUAAGGUUAAAAAAUACGUUAUUUACAAUAUUACAGAAAAUGGAGAAAGAUGGAAAGGAUUUGCUGAAACAAUUAAUAGAAGUGGAAUACAAAAAGGGAGGUGAGAGGAGGUCGAGGAAACAAGGGAAUGAAAGAUAGAGAAUGGAAAUGAGAGGAUGUAUGUUUUUAAAUUGUUUUUACUUUGUAUUUUCAUUUUAGGAUCUAAGGUUCAGGUCGUUGGGUUUUGUCUUAGUUUAGUUUAAUGUGUUUAGACUUUAAUGAGUAUUAAAAGAGAGUGAUAUGUUGCUAGUGUAGCUAUAUAUUGUAUGCGUUGUUUCUCAUUUUGUAGUUGGGCACUUUGCAUCUCUGUUGUCUCUCGGUGUCUAUAAUUCUUUGCUUAACCGUUGCUUUUGCUUGGCCCAAGCCCAGACUUAGAAGGGCUUGAGGGACAAAACGCAAUUUCUGAAGAGUGUUAUGGAUGCUGAGAUUCCUGCAUUGCAGCGGGUUGGACUAGAUGACCCUUGGCGCCCCUUCCUUCCAACGCUACAAUUCUCUGCUUCCCUGCCCCAAGCCCUCCAGCGUUCAGCUUCGCUGCUGCUGGGUUCUUGCAUUAUUCCCUCCUCCCCUCCUCCUCUUCCCCUUUCGGUCGCCACUUCCCCAUUCCUGACACCCGCUAGCCCUGCCUGCUUGUCUCCAGCUCAGUUCCAGGCCAUUUCCUGCUUCUCUUGAUAAGAUCCUCUCUCUCUGCAAAAUCCCAGACUGGCUGGAGCUCUCUGCAAAGGUCACAGCCUGGACAGGCCUGAAAUCUGGCGAAGAAUGCAGCUGGCCCCUCCGGGGAACUCCCCUGUAGGAACCGGGGCUCCACAUCUCUUUGCCUCCACGGGGUCCGGCGGUGCCAACCGGUGCCAACCGUCUGUUCUGUGAUGGUAUGACUUGGCGGCGCCCGCCUGGGCCAGCCUUGCAAAGCGCUGUUCCCUUCCUCUGUUGCAAUCCUGCGGCAGACGUGGGAUUCCAUAAACACCAUGCGUUUAAAAGCAGGUUCAAAGCACAUCCUCCUGCUCUGUUGAACUGUAGUUUUAACCCUCACAGAGCUACAGUCCCCAGCACUCUUGGCAAACUAUAGUUCCCAGGAUUCUCUGAGGAACGGCACAUGCUUGGGGCAGAGGGCCCUCCCAGACUAAAACUGCAUACAGUGGUACCUCGGGUUAGAGACGCUUCAGGUUACAGACGCUUCAGUUUACAGACUCCGAUAACCCAGAAAUAGUACCUCAGAUUAAGAACUUUGCUUCAGGAUGAGAACAGAAAUCGCGCGGCGGCACAACGGCAGCGAGAGGCCCAAUUAGCUAAAGUGGUACCUCAGGUUAAGAACAGUUUCAGGUUAAGAACGGACCUCCGGAACGGAUUAAGUUCUUAACCUGAGGUACCACUGUACACAACAUAUAUUUAUAGCACACGCACAAGGCAAAACAAAUUCUGGGAACUGUAGCGUGCUGGGAGCUGUAACUGUGAAGGGGUAAGCUACAAUUCCCAGGGUUCUUGGGCGACGGGAUGUGAUUUAACUGUAUGGUGUGUGUACAAGGUUAAAACACACAACUUUUCAAAGUAUAAGGAUAAGGAGGUUUGAUACACGCAAAAUGAUAACGGCAUUCCCUGCGAAUGCAUAAAGAGCAUCGAAUAAUGCUACCGUAAUUUACUAGGUAGCCAAGUACACAAGUUAGCCCGAGAGCUUGUGCUUUAUUAAGGUGGCCAAUUUGCUAAAAACUAGGUUUUAAAAAAUGCAAGAUGCAUUUUAAUUGUGACAAGGGCACCCCUUUUGACCAUGGGGGUGGUGGUUGAGGACAGCGGGGGGGGGGACUCAUGGGUUUGUCGCCACCCAUCCCCCAAAUCUUUGGAGCUGCCUGCUCAAAGAGGAUGGGGGCAGCCCCGGGCGCCAGUCAAAUCUCGCUUAUCUCCCUGGAAAAUUGAAGGAGGAAGUGUAAGAGAUAGCCAGCUCUGAGCCAUCAGACUUGGACGCCCUCAGUCCUUAAAGGGGCAGCCUUUUUCCGCUGCUGAACAAUUGCCAGAUUUUUUUUCUUUCUCCUUUCCCCACUAUGCUGCUAUAGCAGGUGCCAGACCGAUGGGAGUUUACUCUCGGCCUGUGUUCCACUGCUGCCCCCCAUUACUGAACUGGUGACUGGGAGCAGCUGCUGGGACCAUAUAAAACCAGUCCUGAAAGACCUACAUUGGCUCCCAGUAUGUUUCUGAGCAAAAUUCAAUGUGUUGGUGCUGACCUUUAAAGCCCUAAACGGCCUCGGCCCAGUAUACCUGAAGGAGCGUCUCCACCCCCAUCGUUCAGCCCGGACACUGAGGUCCAGCUUUGGGUGUCUUCUGGCAGUUCCCUCCCUGCGAGAAGUGAAGUUAACAGGGAACCAGGCAGAGGGCCUUCUCAGUAGUGGUGCCCGCCCUGUGGAUUGUCCAGAUAAAUGUCGAACAGAUAAAUACAGUGGUACCUCGCGUUAAGAAUUUAAUUCGUUCUGGAGAUCUGUUAUUAACCUGAAACUGUUCUUAACCUGAAGCACCACUUUAGCUAAUGGGGCCUCCCGCUGCUGCUGCACCGCUGCUGCACGAUUUCUGUUCUCAUCCUGAAGCAAAGUUCUUAACCUGGGGUAAUAUUUCUGGAGUCUGUAACCUGAAGCGUAUGUAACCCCAGAUACCACUGUAACUAAAAGACUUUUAGGUCAUCUGAAAGCAGCCCGGUAUAGGGAUGUUUUUAAUGUUUGAUAUUUUUAUUGUGUAUUUAAUAUUUUGUUGCAAGCCGCACAGAGUGGCUGGGGCAACCCAGUCAUAUGGGCAAUAAUAUAAAUAAUAUAACUACGAUGGUGAUGGUGAUGCAAUACAAGCUAUAGCCUUAGCCCUUUUUGCAGCCCGCACUGCCACGUGGCAGGCUUCUUCUUUGGCGAUCACUUGUAGCCGAGUAAGAUUGUCUUCCAUAAACACGGUUUUAACAAUGAGUCAACAAAAGAGGUUUAAAGACUGUCUCAAGGCAAAUCUAAAAAAAAAAGUAGUAUAAACACCAACAACUGGGAAACACUGGCCUGCGAGCGCUCCAGUUGGAGAACAGCCUUUACCAAAGGUGUCAUGGGCUUUGAAGACACUCGAACUCAGGACACAAGGGAGAAACGUGCUAAGAGGAAGGCACGCUUGGCAAAUCCACACCGUGAUCAACUCCCGCCAGGGAACCAAUGUCCCCACUGUGGAAGGACGUGUGGAUCCAGAACUGGCCUCCACAGUCACUUACGAACUCGCUCUUAAAACCGUGUUUAUGGGAGACAGUCUUACUCGGCUACGAGUGAUGGCCAAAGAAGAACUACAAGGAAUAAUAAUAAUAUUGUGUAGGCAGAAACUUUUCCUGCUUGUACACCCUGCUGGAAUAAACACCGCUUGGGCAGGAUUGUUUAAAUGCGCUUUGUGCCCCAAAAGUUAAUUUAAUAGGAUAUACCUUCUUUUCAUCUUAAAAAGCAGAGACAUCACCUUGCCAACAAAGGUCCGUAUAGUUAAAGCUAUGGUUUUCCCAGUAGUGAUGUAUGGAAGUGAGAGCUGGACCAUAAAGAAGGCUGAUCACCGAAGAAUGGAUGCUUUUGAAUUAUGGUGCUGGAGGAGACUCUUGAGAGUCCCAUGGACUGCAAGAAGAUCAAACCUCUCCAUUCUGAAGGAAAUCAGCCCUGAGUGCUCCCUGGAAGGACAGAUCCUGAAGCUGAGGCUCCAAUACUUUGGCCACCUCAUGAGAAGAGAAGACGCCCGGGAAAAGACCCUGAUGUUGGGAAAGAUGGAGGGCACAAGGAGAAGGGGACGACAGAGGACGAGAUGGUUGGACAGUGUUCUUGAAGCUACCAGCAUGAGUUUGACCAAAUUGCGGGAGGCAGUGGAAGACAGGAGUGCCUGGUGCGCUCUGGUCCAGGGGGUCACAAAGAGUCGGACACGACUAAACAACAACAACCGUUUUUCCCCCUGACUUCCCAGGCACCGAGAAAACCUUCAGGUCAAGCCUGGCAGCUGCCUGCUGCCAUUGGCAUGACUUGCCCUGGCAGAGAUCCCUCCAGACCAAGGUUUUUUCCCCCAAGCUCUCCCCCCACCCCCACUGACGCCCCGUUUCCUCCCCCUGCUUGCUGCCUCCCACGCUGAGAGAGAGAGAGAGAGAGAGAGAGAGGCUGGACGGAGGAAGCCUGGGGAGGGAACAGCCCGCAAGAAAAGAGCUUGCCAGGAAGUCUGUGGGUUGAGCCGUCCUGGUCUCCUGGCGGGGUCUGCACCCAGUGGUGUGUCCAGCCGCUCUUUGCCUUCACAGUGAGUGUGUUCCGCCCUAUCUCGCUUUUGGACAGGCGUCUCUAACUCGCCGGGCAGUUAGGGAACCUGCUUGCUGCUGCUGGGUACCGGGGCGGGUGCAUUAACAUGUUAGAUGCCCGCCGCGCGUGCACUGUCGCUUGCGCGGGGCGCCCGGGUGAUAAUUUGCUAACCAGGGCCGGAUUUAGGUUUGAUGAGGCCCUGAGCUACUGAAGGUAAUGGGGCCCUUUAUAUGUCCAGCUGUCCUUUGACAACAACAAAUUGUCGCUGGUUUUUUUCUGUGCUGAAUAUAUGCUACCUGGUAAUUUAUGGACCUAAUAGGUCUAAAGCCACUGGCACAUAACAAAAUAUGUAUUUUUAUCAAAGUAAAUGUUGAACUGAAACACAGUUAAGAAGAAGUCUAUUAAUAGUGAAAUACCAUUAAGAAGAAGUAUAUUAAUAGUGAAAUAAUGAUUAAGCUCUAACUUGAAAUUAUUUUUGAUUCAUCACAAACUUAAUAUUGCAAACACUUUGACUGGCAUUUGGCAAUCACGAAAGUUCCUUUCUAAACAGUUUACAAAGACUCAUAAUCUAGUCUCUAGAAACUUGCUAUAACAUGAAAUAAUAAUUGUAGGUUUUGUUUUAUUUGUUUUUAUCUUAUAUUUUGGAAAUGUACAUCCAGGUGUUUUUUUCCUUUAAUUUUUUGUGGGGCCCCCAAGAGAGUGGGGCCCUAAGCUAUAGCUUGUUUAGCUUAUAGGUAAAUCCGGCACUGGUGGUAAUGUGAUGACAAGGGCAGAGGUUGGUUUGGGAAGGAGCCCCCGCUGACCAGAGAUUUAAAGCUCUGUGAUGCCUCUAUAAACAGUCAUGGCUUCUCCCCCCAAAGAAUCCUGGGAGCUGUAGUUUGUUAAGGGUGCUGAGAGUUGAUAGGAGACCCCCUGUUCCUCUCCCAGAGCUACAAUUCCCAGAAUUCCCUGGGAAGAGGGAUUGUUAGUUAAACCGCUGUGGAAAUGAUAGCUGGUGGGUGCUGGGAACUAGGGUUCUCCUCUCAGCACUCUUAACAGUCAUGGCUUCCCUAAAAUAAUAUUGGGAGCUGUAGCUUGUGGAGGGUGCUGAGGGUUUUUAGGAGAACCCCAUCCCCUGCAGUCCCCUCUAAGAACCACAACUCCCAGAGUGUUUUAACAGUCAAACCCUCUUCUUCAUUGGAACCUCUGGGAACUAUAGUUCUCUGUGAGGAAAACAGGAGUCUCCUAACCACUCUAAGCACCCUUAACUAACUACAGUUCCCAGAAUUCUUUGGGGGAAGCCAUGGCUGUUUAAAGCAGUAUUAUCACAGUGCUUUAAAUGUAGGUUGUAAAUGUGGCCCCUGGUUGGGUCAGUGUGGUUGAUCCCCACCCCGUUUUUUUAUAUAUAAUUUUUAUUUAUUUUCCAUUUAAAGUUAUACAUUCACAUCAUCAUUAUCCGCAAUACCACCCUGGCUCUUUAGAGCCUAUCAACGACUCAUGGCUUUCGAAAUUAACCUUUAUAUCAUUGCAAUUUAUACAUUUUCCAGUUCCAAUUAGACUGUUUACAGAACGUCUCAAAAUUUAAAUAAAUAUAGAAAGAUAGAAAAUUUCUCAGUGCAAGUCAUCAGACAGCCCUGCUAGCGAUGUUAAUUGCUUACAAUAAUCUCUUGAAAUAUUGUAUAAAUUUACUCCAAUCCUUUUGGAAUACUUGAUUGUGCGGAUUUCAGAUUUUUCCUGUCGGCUUUGCCAGUUCUGCAAAGUCCAUCAUCUUCAUCUGCCGCUCUUCUUUCGUUGGUACUAGGGUUUCUUUUCCAUUUUUGGGCUUAAAGAAUUCUUGCCGCGGUUGUUACAUACAUAGGGUUUCUCUUCCGUUUGUGUGCCUCUGUUUGCACAAGUCCAUGUGGGUUAGAAUGUGGCUGUAAUGCACAAUGGAUGCCAAUUGCUUUGUGCUGUUGCGCCGCUGGCUGGCUGCUGUUUGCAGGGAAUGAGCAGAGCAGGCUCUGGGAUUCUCAGCUGGGCUGCCUACUCUGUCUCCAACAGAUGUGAGGAAGCAUUUGAGCAUUUGAGAGUCAGAGGAGGUCUCAGAAAUCGUCUAGUCCACCUCGCUGCUCGAUAGCAUUGCGGCUCCCCUGACAGAUGACUUUCCAGCCUCUAGAGAAGGAGAUCUCUUUCAUCUCUCAAGGGGCAGACUUUUCGCCUGUUUGUGAAUAAUUAGGAAUUUCUGCCUUCUACUGAGUCAGACCAUUGGCCCAUGUAGCUCAGUACUGGCUACACUGGCUGGCAGCAGCUCUUUCGGGACCUUCUGCACACACAGCAAAUGCUCUGUCACUGAGUAUUAUUAUUAUUAUUAUUAUUAUUAUUAUUAUUAUGCCACCCAUCUGACCGGGUUGCCCCAGCCACUCUGGGCGGCUUCCAUCAGAAUAUGCAGAAGCACAACAAACCAUCACACAGCUUCCCUAUUCAGUGGUACCUUGGUUCUCAAACUUAAUCCGUUCUGGAAGUCCGUUCCAAAACCAAAGCAUUCCAAAGCAAUAAUCAAUGUACUGUACUAUAAAAUAAAUAAGACAGUGUUGUAGGUGAUAGUCAUUGUUUGGCUGGGGGGCUUUUAUACAUUUCCGCAGUCACACAGUCAAUCAAUCAGUAGCUGAACUGGGUUCCACACAGUCACAAAAACAAAUUACAGUGGUACCUCGGGUUAAGUACUUAAUUUGUUCCGGAGGUCCGUACUUAACCUGAAACUGCUCUUAACCUGAAGCACCACUUUUGCUAAUGGGGCCUCCUGCUGUCGCUGCGCUGCCGGGUCACGAUUUCUGUUCUAACCCUGAAGCAAAGUUCUUAACCUGAAGCACUAUUUCUGGGUUAGCGGAGUCUGUAACCCAAAGCUUAUGUAACCCAAGGUACCACUGUAACUGAAAGAGCCUCAAAAACAAAAACACAAAAUCAAUGGCAAAAACAAAAGCGCCAAAUGUAAUCCGUUCCAGAAGUCCGUUUUGACUUCUGAAAUGUUCGAAAACGAAGACACAGCUUCUGAUUGGUGCAGGUCCCCCAGAAACAAUAGCCACCAACUGCAUCGGACGUUUGGCUUCUGAAAAACGUUUGAAAACCGGAACACUUACAUCCGGGUUUUUGGCAUUUGGGAACCAAGGCAUUUGAGUACCAAGGUGUUUGAGAAUCAAGGUACCACUGUAUAUGUCAGGCUUCCUCAACCUCAGCCCUCCAGAUGUUUUGAUACUACAAUUCCCAUCAUCCCUGACCACUGGUCCUGCUAGUUAGGGAUCAUGGGAGUUGUAGGCCAAAAACAUCUGGAGGGCUGAGGUUGAGGAAGCCUGGUAUAUGGAAACACUAUAGACUAUCACACAUGAAAAGCUUCUCUAUAUAGCACUGCCUUCAGAUGUUUUCAGAAGGUUAUGCAAUUAUUUAUCUGACUGGCGUUCACAGGGUGGGCGCCACUACCGAGGAGGCCCUCUGUCUGGUUCCCCCCCUCUUCCCCGCCCCCCCAAAAAACCUCAGCAAAGAUCAUGAUGCUCUGCCUGGUUGCUAAGCAACACCUCCACCACCUCUUGGUCAGCUGACUGCCACACUCGCAGAAUUAACCCUUAAAUUACAAGCUGAAUGAUCCUUGCACUUCCAACAGGCUACUUUACAGGGAUGCGAUUGAGGAGAUGCUUUGAAUGCGCGCAAAAAAAUUAAAUAAAUGCUGGUUUUGUCGUUAUGUCUCUAUAAAGCCUCAUGUUCCGGUCUCAGCGAGCCAGCUUGGCACAACGGCUUUGGAGGCACCGCUGCGUCACACCCGGCCCCGACGACAGCCACGGGGCGUUGAAGCCGGCGGCUCUGGCCCUCUUCAAGAAGCUCAAGGAAAAGGAGCUGGAGCUGCUGCUGUGGGCGGUGGAGAGCAGGGGGGCGGGCGAGUCGGGCUGCGUCUGGGUGGAGUCGCGAGGCUCCAAGCCGGGCCUCCCCGCCUCGCUCCUCCUGUGCCGGCUCUUCCGCUGGCCCGAUUUGCGCCACUCUCACGAACUCAAGCGCCUCAGCUUCUGCAAGAGCACCGGCGGAGAGGGCGGCAUCCACUGUUGCAACCCGCAUCAUCUCAGCCGGCUCGCCGUACCUGGUGAGGAACGCUGGAGGCAAAUCAGGCGGUGUUUUGGAGCCUUUGACCCUCCAGGUGUUGCUGUUGUUGUUUAGUCGUUUAGUCGUGUCCGACUCUUUGUGACCCCCUGGACCAGAGAACGACAGGCACUCCUGUCUUCCACUGCCUCCCGCAGUUUGGUCAAACUCAUGCUGGUAGCUUGGAGAACACUGUCCCACCAUCUCGUCCUCUGCUGUCCCCUUCUCCUGGUGCCUUCCAUCUUUCCCAACAUCAGGGUCUUUUCCAGGGAGUCUUCUCUUCUCAUGACGUGGCCAAAGUAUUGGAGCCUCAGCUUCAGGAUCUGUCCUUCCAGUGAGCACUCAGGGCUGAUUUCCUUCAGAAUGGAGAGGUUUGAUCUUCUUGCAGUCCAUGAGACUCUCAAGAGUCUCCUCCAGCACGAUAAUUCAAAAGCAUCCAUUCUUCAGCGAUCAGCCUUCUUUAUGGUCCAGCUCUCACUUCCAGGUGUUGGCGGACUACAACUCCCAUCAGCCCUCGUAAGCUUGGCCUAUGGCCAGGGACGAUGGGUGUUGUGGUCGGGCAACAGCCAAAGGGCCACGGGUUUCCCCAUCCCUCUCGUAGACACACGUCCCAACCAAUCAGGGAUCACAGACCAAAUUCACAUGCGGAGGUGGAAAGAAGGGGUGGGGAGCCCGUGGCCCUCCAAAUGGGAUGGACUCCAACUCCCAGCAGCCCCCGGCCAUGCUGGCUGCAUCUGAUGGACCAGAUUGCCCAUCAUCCUUGGCUAUCGGGCAUACUGGCUGGAGCUGAUAGGAGUUGGGAGAGCCCAGAAAGUUCACAAGGGCCACAGGCUCCCCGAUCUAUUUUCCCUGGGGGCCGAAUCUGCUCUGCGUGGACCUCCAAUGAAGCUGAGCGCCAGAAGAUCCAGGGCAGAUUGAACAAAGUGCUCCUUCACGCAAUGCGUAGUUAAACUAUGGCUAAAUUGACAUACAAACUGCGAGAUAAGGACAACUGUGACUUUAACGAAGAAUGGGAACACUUUACAAAUUACUUUAAAAAACAACAAAACGAGUUGGACUCCUUGGCAGGUUUUGAAUAAACAUACACAACUUUAUUGAUUGAUAACAUGGUAGACAGAUAAUGUAAGGAUUCGUAUAAUUUUAUAACAUGCGGAGAAUAAUAUGUGGUGAGAAAUCAGAGAGAGGAGCUGAGGGAAGUCUCUGGGGGAGGGGAGGGUUUGAGGGGGGUGGGGGGAAAAGGGGAGAAAAUAAUGAAUAUGAUAUGUGUUGAUAUGCUGUUAUGUUGAAAUUGUUAAUAAAAACAUUUUUUUAAAAAACACCUAUGGAACUCCCUCCCACUGGAGGCAGUGAGACAGCCACCGAUUUGGGUGGCUUUAAAAGAGGAUUGGACAAACUGGAAGUGAAGCCUCUCUAUGGCUAAUACCCAGGACGUCUGUGUUCUCUUGCCACUGUCAUUGCUUCUGAAUAACUGUUGCUAGGAAUCACAGGAAGGGAGAUUUGCUGUUGUGUUCAGGCCCUGCUAGCGAACUUCCCAUGAUGCAUCUGGUCGGCCACUGUGAGAACAGGAUUGCAGACUAGAUGGGCCAUCAGCCAGAUCCAGCAGCCUGCUGCUGAUAUUAUUAUUAUUAUUAUUAUUAUUAUUUACUACCUUUAUCUUCCAACGAUCUCAAAGUGGUGUACAUAGUUUCUCCUCUUCCCCAUUUCAUCUUCACAACAACCCUGUGAGGUAGAUUAGGCUAAAAGACGGUGAGUGGCCCAGGGUCCAUAGCUGUCAACUUUUCCCUUUUCUUGUGAGGAAUCCUAUUCGGAAUAAGGGAAUUUCCUUUAAAUAAAGGGAAACGUUGACAGCUAUGCCAGGGUCACAACCAGUGAGCUUCGUGGCUGAGUGGGGAUUUGAACCCUGCUCUCCCAGGUCCUCUAACCAUUACACCACACUGGCUCUCAAUAUGUUCUUAUGCUCUUCUGUAUUCAACUCCCGCCAUCCCUGUCCGUUAUCCAAUCUGGCUGGGGCUUAUAGGAUGCUGGGCUUAUUUUACGGCAGCACCCGCUGCCCCCCUAAUCCUCAAGAUAUGAGAGAAAGGAUUUAAAAGUGGCUCAUGCCUUCCAUUAUUAUUAUUAUUAUUAUUAUUAUUAUUAUUUUCUUUUAUAGAGACACCCCUGCCCCCCUACGGCAAGAUCUCUCCUUUCGCAACCCCUCUGAAGUGCGCCAACACGUUGAACAACAACCGCAGAAUAUGGCAAGGUGAGAAAUCGGGAGCCUCAGUGUGAGAGAGGGUCUGAUCCUGCGCAUGGCUGACUCUGUGUCCAGGCUGUCAGCAAGGGAAUAAAUUUUCCCAGCAGGGAUUGGAACCAGCUUCUGAUCUGGUUUGUGGGCCGGUUACUCCCAGGUUGCUGAGACUCCUCAAAGGAGUAGAACAUCUGCUUUGCAUCUGGUAGAUUCCAGCUUCAAUUCCAGGCAUCUCUUCCGGGGGCAGCCAUUCCAGAACAGGGGAACAGGCAAGCAGAGCUCCCCCCCCAUCUGCUCUGCCCUGACAAGCCAGGCCCAUACAGCCUCCCUCCACCCAUCUCUUCCAAUAUGAAGAGGCCCCCAAACCAGGACAUCAUCUUCCAGGGCUGCACUACUGCACAAGUCUCAUGACCCAUGCGAGACUGCAGUCCAAAAGGGCUUUUUUGGGGAUGCGGGUGGUGCUGUGGGUUAAACCACAGAGACUAGGACUUGCCGAUCAGAAGGUCAGCGGUUUGAAUCCCUGUGACGGGGUGAGCUCCCGUUGCUCAGUCCCUGCUCCUGCCAACCUAGCAGUUCGAAAGCAGCUCAAAGUGCAAGUAGAUAAAUAGGUACCACUCCGGUGGGAAGGUAAACGGCGUUUCCGUGCACUGCUCUGGUUCGCCAGAAGCGGCUUAGUCAUGCUGGCCACAUGACCCGGAAGCUGUACGCCGGCUCUCUUGGCCAAUAAAGCGAGAUGAGCGCCGCAACCCCAGAGUCAGUCACAACUGGACCUAAUGGUCAGGGGUCCCGUUACCUUUACCUAAACUUGCGCAGCACCUCUAAACACGUGCUUUGGGCUGCCGUGCCCCCCAAACUGCAGCCCCAAAUAACGCGAGAUCGCGGCGGCCAUUUUGGCCGCCUCUCACAAGAAAAAACAGAAUGUCCCGUUUUCGUCAGGACAGUUGGAGGGUAUGUUCUCCUGUCACCUCGGGGCAUCAGGCUGCCUCAGAAGGGAGAGUUGCGAAGCAGAAGGUUUAUUCUGUCAGCUUUGCUGGAGGCCCAGCUCCACCAGGCACCACCUGCCCCUGAGCUGUGCCCACGUUUGGUCAAUAUAGGGCAACAGUUUUGAAAUCUGUGCCUGAGCUUGGGUUUUCCUCUGCCCUCCCUGUCCCUCUUUCCUUGUGUGUUGUGCCUUUUUUGUUUUUAAAGAUUGCAAGCCUGCAGCUAGGGACUGUCUUGCUUUGAUUGUAAGUGAGUCGCCCCAUCCUUUUUGGAUGAAGAGUGGGGUACAAAUACUCAAAAUUAAUAUAUUUAGGUCCUUGACUUUAUGCCCCAUCUGUGAGACUGAGCUAGACGGGACUUUGCUCUGAUUUAGCAGUGCACUUCUUAUUUUUGGCCGUGUGCGGACUGAAACCUGCCUCUCUCAGAACCACCCUGAAUAGUGGCCCCCAACCCUGUUUGAAAACCCUCCUGCAGUUAGAGGUCCUGAUCCCGGGCACGCCGAUUAUGCUGCCCUCUUGAGAGGAGAAUGAAAAGCAGGCAGGGAAUGGCCCGGCCCAGAGGCCUUCCUGGAUGCUUUGCAGAGUAGAAACUUUUCAAAAAGCGAGGGACGGACACCGACAGACGGCUGCUGCCCCUGUUAUUUCUGGUUCCCGGCGGCCGGGAGGAAGUUGCAGCCCGCAGAGACACAGACAAUGUGCCCUGACGUACAAUGCAGCCUGGGAUCUGGCGCCCGGCCACGCCGCCACGUCUGAGCAAGCUCUCGGCGCCUGGGCUGGCUUUUCCUCUGUCCCAGCCAAAGAUGUGGGACCCCAGCGUGGGGCCUACGUGCCGCCUCUCAGCGCUCCCAGCCGGCCCCCGUGGGACUUCCCGCUCCCAUUGUCCCAGGGCGCCUUUAUCUGAGCAGAAACCCAGAAGUCUCCUUGACCAGGAGGAACAGUCCAUUCCUUAUUUGUUUAAUUCUAUCAGUCCCUGGUUUUUUAAAAAAUAUAUAUAAUUUUUUGCCUUUGGGAGCUGUGCCUUGCCGCAAUGGGGCCAAAGGGCCAUAACUCAGUGGUAGGAUGUCUGCUAUGGAUGCAGAAGGUCACUAGCUCUACUUAUUACUUUAUCUUAGAAGAUUCUAGUCCUCAUGGAUCCAGAUAAAUAGUCGAUUUAAAUAGGAAGCUGCCUUACACAUCGAGCUCAGUACCGUCUGCUAGGGUUUCCUGGACAUAGCCAGGAUUCGGCCAUUGUAAACAGCGCCCAGGUGGAAAUGGCUUAAAUGCCGUGAAAAUCUGGACAUAUGGCAACCCAUCUUGGAAUAAUAAUAAUAAUAAUAAUAAUGAUAAUAAUUUAUUUGUUCCCCACCCAUCUGACUGGGUCUUCUCAGCCACUCUGGGCGGCUUCCACAGAGACCAAAAAUACACUAAUAUGUCACACAUUAAAAACUUCCCUGAACAGGGCUGCCUUAAGAUGUCUUCUGAAUGUCAGGUAGUUGUUUAUCUCUUUGACAUCUGGUGGGAGGGCAUUCCACAGGGUGGGCGCCACUACCGAGAAGGCCCUCUGUCUGGUUCUCGGAAGUGUAGAUUUUGGCGAAUUCCUUAAAAAUAGCUCAAAAACAAUAACUUUUUUUGAGGGGGGGGAAAGCUCAACUACUUUGGGCAAAACUAAAAAAAAACCUCAACAACUUUUGUGUCUGGAUUUUCAAUUUUAUGGCAACACCAGUGGUUCUCAAGCUUUUUUUCUUUGGGCCACACUUUCAGAAUAAAAAUUGCUCGCAUCACACCGGAUUUUUUCAUUGAUAAGAAAUACAUUGGAAAACAAAAAUACACAACUCCUAGCGGUGCUUGAUUUAUAACAAAGAACACAACUACAUUAUAAUAUGACCACGGGGCAUGUGGAAAAUAUGAAACAAGGCAGCUACGUAAGAACAUGACUCAUUCCCAGAAUAUAAUAUUGGUGGUCCUUGAAUCUUCCCUUCCUAUUUGCCAUCCUCUCCUGCUACACCCUUUGAGAAUCACUGGUCUGCACUGACCAGCAAUGACUUCUUCAAGAGUUUUGGGCAGGGGACAUUCGCAGCCCUACCUGCAGAUGCCGGGAAUCGAACCCAGGACCUUCCACUCGUAAACUGGAUGAUCUACCGCUGAGCCACACAGCCUUUUCCCCUUCAAAGACUCCUCCAGGACAAUACAAUUCACUUUAAAUCAGCACCAUUAUCUAUACCUUUGCAUCUGUACAUAUCUGUACACAUGAAAAUCUCUGCCUCGUUUUGUUGUUGUUGUUGUUUUUGUGGCAUACAAAUGCCCACCUUAACUUUGUGGUCUGAUCCCGCAGGGCUCUCCUUAAAAGUUCUCAAAUGAAUUUUGGAAUAAGGCGUUUUGCUGAGAUCUCUCUGUUAACAAACAAAAUCUUUCCAUGUUUCCGCCUAGCUUUUUUUGAGGCUGUAUGUGGGAACGGAACGGGAUUUGGAAAGGAAAGAGCUUAUUUCUCAUCUCUUAACAGCAGCCCGGGGGCUCCAUGGCUAAUAUCCUGGAAGACUUUUAAUCUUAAUCAUCUGGAUUGCUGGCAUUUAAGGGUUUGGCAAAUUGCCCUUCCUUAAAAAAGAUUAUCUCCUAAACGAAAAGUAUCUAAAAGGCAGAGCUCGAAUGACUCAUUCAUAUAUAUGAUCUUAUUGUGCAAAUAUUUUUAUUUGUUUAUUGCAUUUAUAAUACCACUUUUAUCUUCCAAGUUGCUCAAAGUGGCCUCCAGGGUUCUGCUUCUCACAACGACCCUGUGAGGUGGGUUAGGUUAAGAGAUGGUGACUGAACCAAGGUGAACUUCAGGGCUGCGUGGGGAUUUGAACCCUGCACUCCCAGGUCCUAGUCCAGGGGUCAGCAAACUAUUUCCGCAGGGGGCCGGUCCACUGUCCCUCACACCUUGUAGAGGGCUGGACUUUUUUAAAAAAACAAACAAAUUCCUAUGCACACUGCGGAGAAAAGCAAUGACAAACCUAGACAGCAUCUUAAAAAGCAGAGACAUCACCUUGCCAACAAAGGUCCAUAUAGUUAAAGCUACGGUUUUCCCAGUAGUGAUGUAUGGAAGUGAGAGCUGGACCAUAAAGAAGGCUGAUCGCCGAAGAAUUGAUGCUUUUGAAUUAUGGUGCUGGGGGAGACGCUUGAGACUCCCAUUGGCUGCAGGAAGAUCAAACCUAUCCAUUCUGAAGGAAAUCAGCCCCGAGUGCUCACUGGAAGGACAGAUAGUGAAGCUGAGGCUCCAAUACUUUGGCCACAUCAUGAGAAGAGAAGACUCCCUGGAAAAGACCCUGAUGUUGGGAAAGAUGGAGGGCACAAGGAGAAAGAUUGACAGAGGACGAGAUGGUUGGACAGUGUUCUGGAAGCUACCAACAUGGGUUUGACCAAACUGCGGGAGGCAGUGGAAGACAGGAGUGCCUGGCGUGCUCUGGUCCAUGGGGUCACGAAGAGUCGGACACGACUAAACGACUAAACAACAACAACAACAUGCACACUGCGAGGGGGGCAAGUAGUCCUUAUCUUCCCAGGGGCUGCCGCCACCACCACCACCACUGAGCUAUCUGGCCCACAGGAGCACCAGGGUGGCGGUGGGGGCGGGAGAAAGAGGCCGAGCGGUGGCGGCUCUGCCAAUCAAACGCCGCACCUGGUUUACCUCAGCGCGGCGCAAGGACGUCUCUGCCAAUCAAACGUCACUGAGGUAAACCAGGAGCGGCGUUUGGUUAGCAGAGCCGCCGCCACUCAGCCUCUUCCUCCCAUCGCUAUCGCCGGAAGUCUCGGCUUCGCGGUGUGGGCCAAAUUUAGGACCCAGGUGGGCCUGAUCCUGCCCAGGGCCGUAGUUUGCCGACCCCUGUCCGAGUUCAACACUCAAAGCACUACGCCAAUUGAGGCGCCUGCGCACUCAGUGCCAUCAACCUAUGCAGAUGUUUAGCUUGUUUAAACCUCUGCAGGAACCUUGAUUCUCAAUAAUGAUGGAACUCACAGUUGGAGAAUACUUUCAUUUUUUAUAAAUCUUUGUUAUUCGUGUGAGUUUAUACUUUGUGAUACCUUUUCAGCUGCACUUAAUCUUUGUACUUUUGUCCUUCCAGGCUGCGGUGCUUUAUAAUUUAAAUUUACGGGUCACAUAAUCAUAAAAAAUAAUAAUAAUAAACCUUUAUUGUCACUACACCACCUGUGUGCAGUGAAAUUAAACGAGCCACCCCCCCAACACUCAGUCUUGUUUGCGCUCUGUGUGCUUGUCAGAAGUCAAUUACACCACUAUUUAUAUAUAUAUAUAUUAGAGAGUGGGAAGGGACCCUGAGAGACAUCUAGCCCAACCCCUGCAAUAUAGGAAUAUGUUUGGGCUGCCAUACAUCCGGAAUUCCCCAGACGUAGCUAGGAUACGGCCCUCGUAAACAGCGUCUGGGCGGAAAUUGCUUAAAUGUUCGGGAAAAUCCGGACGUAUGGCAACCCAUGUCAGAAGUGUCAAUUUUGGCGUUCUUCUUCUUCUUUGGAGAUUUUGCAAAAACUUUUAUGUCCAAGUUUCCAUUUUUUAAAAAUACGGCAACCCAAAUUGAAUAUGCAGCUGGGGUAUCUGCACUAAGUUCUUCUUUGCGCUUUUCAUUAGCUAACAAAUUGAUAAUUUUUUUAAAGUUCUUGGAGGACUUUAAUGUGGAGGAAUUAUAAUAUGCGGCUGAUUUAGAUAUACUACUAAGGACCCACGGAGGGGAGUCCUAAGAUUCGGAAGAACCUUGUUUGAUUUCGAAAUUUCAACGUGUUAAAUGUGAGAUUUGUUUUGUAAAAACCAAUAAAAAUAUUUAAUAAUAAAAAUAAAAAGUUCUGAAGGGAAUGCCUUUCUCUCCCCCCCCCGCAGACACCAGCCUCUCCCAGCGCUCCCUCAGAGACGGCCACUGGUGCAAACUGGCUUACUGGGAAUACCGCCUUCGAGUCGGGAGGCUCUUCCCCGUCCACGACGACCACAUCAACAUUUUCGCUGACCUCCCAGCCGGCAGCGGCUUUUGCCUGGGCCAGCUGGGCUCCAGGAACCGUAGCCAAGCCGUCCAGCGAGCCCGGGCCAAGAUCGGGCAAGGCCUGCUCCUGAGCCGCGAAGGCAGCGGCGUCUGGGCUUACAACCGCAGCGACCAUCCUGUCUUCGUCUGCUCCCCAACCCUGGGUCCUCCCGGCGGCUCCGGGCCGGCUGUUCACAAGCUCCUUCCCGGCUACUCCCUCAAGGUGUUUGACUACGACCGUGCCGGCAACCUGGCCUGCUGGCAGGGCCACCACGACGGUCCCUACGAUGCCCACAGCGUCCGCAUCAGCUUCGGCAAAGGCUGGGGCCAGUGCUACUCGCGGCGGUUUAUCACCUCUUGCCCAUGUUGGUUGGAAGUUCUGCUGAAUAUACCUAGAUGAAGAGGGGGGCAAGGAGCCAGGAAAGGGGGCUGGUUUUGCGGUUGGGGGGAGGAACCCCCUCUCUGAGCCCUGGGGAAGACCGGGAAAGAUCUACGUAUUAUUUCCCAGCUUCCUCGCGUGGGAGGAGAGAGGAUUCUGCGAGAGUCGGGUGGCUUUUGUAAGUUAUCUGUUUCCUUAUAAAUAUACGGGUUGAGAAAGUAGUGUCAUAUAUAUAAGUCGAGAAGGUAGCCUGAGGGCGAGCAAGUUAGAGGUAGUCACAAGGCAGAAUUAGAGCAGGGCUCAACAAACUCAGGUUCACAGCAGAAUUUUUCUUUUUUGUAGUUCACAAACCAGUUCAACCAGUUCAGCAGCUUCCUCCCUGGGAAUUUUAGCACUUCUGCUAGUGCGGCUGCCGUUUUAAAGUUUCAGCAUCCGUCUCCCUUAUGGGAAAAAACUAUAGUUCUCAGGGAGGGGUUUUUUUGGGUUUUUUUAAGCGAAACUGGUUUCAAACUGGAUUUGUCGUGUAAACGCAGCUGCCGCUUUGGGGAUGGAGGGCAGCCACUCAAAGCAGUCUGCUGGGGCAGAAAUGACACCAUUCAGGUUUGUAAAAGCUUCACCCCGUGAAGCUGAACAGCAGUAAGUGCAGGUUGGAAAAGCAAAGGUGUGUUUUUUGCUGUCCAUUUACAGCAUCCACUGUAGGGAACGUUCCACUGGCUUAGACGGCCUUAGAAAACGGGACUGGAGAGAUUCUUGGAGGAGGAUUGGCCCAUCGACGUCUCUUAAAUGUGGUGGGUAAAUGGAACCUCCAGUUCCAAAAGCAGUCUACCUCUGAAUAUCACGUGCUGGGGAUCGGUAGCAAGGGAAACAACCCACAGCUUCCCACCUCGCUUGUAGGACACGGGUAGCCGAUUUAUACCAAAUCAGUCCAUUGGUCCAUCUAGCCUGGUAGUAUCUACACUGACUGGCAGCAUCUCUCCGGGGUUUCUGGCAGGAUUCUCCUGCGGCCCUACCUGGAGAUAACCAGGAGCAAGCCUGGGACCUGUCUGAAUGCAAAGCAGAUGCUCUACCACUGAGCUAAGGUCUUUUAUGUAACAAAACAAAACCCUAAGAUUCCAGUCCUCAAGAUUCUGAAUAAACUGGUGAAUUAAAGAGGAACAACGGGAGCUGCCUUAAAGUGAGUCCAGCCCUUGACCCGUCUAGCUCAAUAUUAUCAGUAUACCAAUGGCAGCAGCACUCCAGGGUUUCAGACAGGCGGUCAUUUGCAGCCAAUUUCAAAAUGCCAGCAUUUGAACCCAGGACCUUUUGCAUGCAGGGGAGAUGCCGUACCUGUUGUAAACCUCUGGUGGGCUCCCUUUUGAGGAGAGGAUGUCAGGCUGAGAUAAAACCCUUUGGUCUGAUGCAUAAAGAGUUGUUGUGGAAAGAAGCAGGGAGGACAGCAAGUUGGAAAGCAGAAAAACAGCGAAGGAAAUCUUGCUCGUGUCCCGACCCUUUUUGAUCUCUUAAGUAAGAGCCCAGCUUCGGCUGAGAUAUUUAUUUUUGCCUCCUUUUCUCUUUUGCUAUUAGUGCGCCACAUUUAUUUCUAGUGCGCUGCAUAGAACACAUAACUUGAUAUUUGUGCGGGGGGGGGGGGGACCAGGUGUGACCCCCAUCUCUGUUGGAGCAGAGAGAGAGAGGGUUCAGAGGGGAUCCUGAAAUGAGAAAGGAGGAGGAAGGGGUGUUUGUGAGGAUGGGAAAGUGGGUCUCGAGGAGAGGGUCUAAGGAGAGAUGGUAGAUGAAUAGAUAGGAGGUUUGCCGGGGCAGAAGAAGGCAGAAGAAGGGGCUGGGAAUGGAUGGUGGUUGUGAGAGCCGGAGGAAGUUGUACUAUAACAAAAGUAGGAGCCUGACAAUACCUUUGGUGUUACAGGCCGAGCAAUUUUAUACCCAGUUUAUUUAUUUCAUUGUCAUUUCAUAAAAAUUUUAUACCACUCGAUUGUAAAAGGAAACCAGCAACCCUCGGAAGAGGUUUACAACAAGAAUAAAGCAAAUAACAUGAUCAAUGCAGACUGUUUCAGAAUCAUAGUUU